AUGACGAAACUCACAGACACACCGGCAGAGGGUCUACGUAUUUGUUCACUACUCCCUUCGUCAACAGAGAUUGUGGGCCGAUUAAGCCUCCACGAGCACUUGGUAGCCGUAACACAUGAAUGCGAUGAGUGUCCUGGUAUUAUUCUCACUGAUAAAAUCGAACAAGGCCAGAUCCAACGGGUGACCACAUCAGAUAUCAACCCAUUCGCACUGUCACAAGGGGAGAUUGAUGCGAAAGUCAAGGAGUCCAUCCGGGACGGUCUCUCGCUCUAUGGGCUCGAUGAGGAGAAGCUGCGAAUCACCAAACCCACUGUGGUGUUCACCCAAGCUCUGUGCAAUGUCUGCGCGCCGGCCCAUGCGGACGUCGUGGAGACCUGUCAGCGGCUGAGUGACAAGUUCAAGAGUGAUCUCGGCAUGACCCAGCCUGUAAAAGUGGUCAACCUAGAGCCCAAUAAUGUGAGUGAGGUGGGGGAUACCUUUGUCCAGGUAGCCAGAGACUGUGGCGUGACGGACAGGGGGGUGAGGCUCAGGAGCGAGUUCAUGGGCCACUUCCAACUGAUCCAACAAACAAUCGCACAGCACACCCCACCGAGUAUAAUCCAGCCGCGCGUGAUGCUGUGUGAAUGGCUGGACCCCAUCUUCGACGGCGGUCAUUGGAUUAACGAGCUCAUACGCUCUGCGGGGUGUGUGCCUGUGUAUAACUGUGAAGGGGGUAAAAGCAAGCAACGGAGUUGGGAAGACGUACUGGCAAAGGAUAUUGAUUGUGUGGUGGUGGCCUGUUGCGGGUUUGAUGUUGCUCGCAACAGAGAGGAUGUUAGGACUAUGUUGAACCCUGCCAACGGGUCUGAGGCGGCCGUUGGGUUUAGGAAGCUGUACGACAAGGUCAAUGGCAACGUGUUUGUGGUGAAUGGCAACCGAUACUUUGCCCGGCCCGGGCCCAGUCUGGUGCAAGGGGCUGCCCUCAUCGCAAGGUGUGCGUAUAGUGCUCACAGAGCUGUUGUUGACCAGAUUGAAAGUCUCGGCCUACUGCCGACUGUGGGUCAGAGAAUGGUUCAUACUGAGCAAGGGUACGUACACGUACAACCCGAUCAGGGUGCACGCAGUGCAGACAUUGAUAGACAGUCGUGGGUGAAGAUAGACAGGGAUGUCUCGGUAGCGGAAACUUCGAGUAAGAUACCGUUGAGGGAAGCAGACAGAGGUACACAAAGCCCACUAGUUGGAGAUAGGGCUUCAGAGGGGAAUACAGAAGUGCUGAGCGGAACUGGUGCGUUUCAAGAAGAGUCGUAUAUCGACCCGGACAUUGAGGACUACAUACGGUUGCACGAGGAAGCGUGUGCCCAUAACAAACGCAGCUACAUCGACCCACUUACAGGCUACCACGUGUUCACACGUGUGGCACACGAGGCCAGAGGUAAGUGCUGCGGUGGCGGGUGUCGGCACUGUCCCUUUGCUCACACCAACGUGAAGGACAUGAAGAAGAAGAUGAAGGUGAUGAUGCAGCCCGCCUACUUGCACGAGCGAGUGGAGACGGUCGCAAGGGAGGGUAGGCCGAAGGAGGAUACCACACGCACUGCUCCUGAGGAUUUUGGUAACCUGGUUCUGUUCUGGUCGGGGGGCAAGGAUUCGUAUCUGACGCUGAGAGAGAUUGUGCGGACGCAGGGGAGUGGUGUGCUGGACCGGUUGACACUACUGACGACGUUUGGGGCGCACACACGCACGGUGGCACACCAGGAGAUAGGCAUAGAAGUGAUACACAAACAGGCCGAGUUCCUCGAUAUAUCGCUGGUGGGUGUCCCUUUGACCGGGGGCGGGGCCGUACCGUACCUCGAGCAACUGGAGAAAGGACUGGCCCUCAUUGAGGCCAGACUGGCUGAAACAGGGCGGGUGAUUGAUACACUGGCGUUCGGAGACCUGCAUUUACAACACAUCAAGCAGUGGAGAGAUAGUUCCCUGGGCGCCAGGGGGGUACGUCUAGCCUAUCCGCUCUUCUGUGCGGAGGCUGGUUCCAACUAUAAGCAACUGGCCGAGGAUCUGGAGCGCAGCACCACGCCUUGUGUAGUGAGUGCAUGCGAAGGCGACUUUAAAGGCGGCUCCUUCCCGAUUAAUGUCGGGGAUGUGUAUGGCGAAUCGGUGCGGGAGACGUCACGGGCGCUGGGUUGGGAUGAGUUUGCGGAAAACGGCGAGUUUCACACUCUGGCGAAGGUGUGGGAAGCGCAGAGUCAGGCGCAUGCGCUGGGCUUGUGCUGA
Molecule: messenger RNA, 2247 nt
Organism: Sphaeroforma arctica JP610
Lineage: Eukaryota; Ichthyosporea; Ichthyophonida
Exons: 4
Coding region: 1-2247 (748 amino acids)
Source: RefSeq, a predicted model, not a curated record